AUGACCGUUCCUAAGAAUCGCCCCAUGGCACCCUUUGGCACCAUUAUCAAAUCAAGGAUAAAACAACCUCAGUUUUACUGGUUUGUUGGCCAUUUUUUAACAAUCUUUAACUUUAUACAAUUUCAUCUCUCAAUCACGUCUAAACAAAACCAAUUGUCAUGCUACAGGAGGUCGUUAUUUUAUAUAGCCAUUACAUAUGCUAUCGUGCUUUACCAAUUCUUUAAAAGCGACCAGUUGAAGUUCAAUAUCACGCUUUUGCGACAAGAGAUCAAAAAAUUGGACAAUUUGCAGUACUUUUCCAUGCUAUUCAUACUCUUCAUCUUAUCACAGUUCAACAUCAUAAUCAGCGGCUCAUUAUACAGUCCUGUUAUUUUUUCUAUCUUCCACUUCCUAAAUUACUUCAAGGAAAAUCUACUACCAUUUCUACCAUUGUUACCACAUAAUCUGAAAAAUCUGUUGAACUCCAAAAUAACAGUGUUCAUUCAGAACUACAACGGGUUUUUCUUACAGAUGGCCCAAGUCUUCGAAAUUAUUUGCGGAUUGCGCGUGGGCCUUUUCUUAUUGCCCUUUAACCUUUUCCUAUUAGUGAUAAAAAGGUCAAAUGCAUCGUUUGAGGUAUUUGGUACGAUCCUAGCCGGUUUGACGUACCUGUGGUUCUUCAAGUUACGGUACUUACAAAGCGAAUCCUUAAGACAGAUUUUUAAGCAAUACGUUCUUAGAUUGGAUGCCUACAUCAGCCGUACCUUGCCCCCAUACUUUUCCCUUUUCUGGAGUGGCUAUAAGAAUUUCGUCAUGGCUGUGUUUUGGAAAAUACCUGUAUAG
Messenger RNA from Saccharomyces eubayanus, 822 nucleotides. RefSeq names its product Per33p (gene PER33). Gene Ontology annotation, biological process: membrane organization; endoplasmic reticulum tubular network organization. The record is from RefSeq and is a predicted model, not a curated record. The coding region runs from base 1 to 822 and encodes 273 amino acids. Gene Ontology annotation, cellular component: membrane; endoplasmic reticulum. NCBI's taxonomy places the organism in Eukaryota, Fungi, Ascomycota, Saccharomycetes, Saccharomycetales, Saccharomycetaceae. The transcript has a single exon.